This is a messenger RNA of Myripristis murdjan (pinecone soldierfish), 3941 nucleotides long. RefSeq names its product nuclear receptor binding protein 1 (gene nrbp1). The transcript is spliced from 18 exons. Gene Ontology annotation, molecular function: protein kinase activity; ATP binding. Gene Ontology annotation, biological process: protein phosphorylation. Lineage: Eukaryota; Metazoa; Chordata; Actinopteri; Holocentriformes; Holocentridae. The record is from RefSeq and is a predicted model, not a curated record. Bases 622 to 2226 code for a protein of 534 amino acids.
GGCUCUGACGCCACACAGCUCGCAGCGCUUGCAUCUGCAAGUUGUCGCCAUCAUCUCUGGCUGGUGUUAUGUGUCAAGUCAGUCAGCCCGAGCCUUCCAGGAUCUAACGUGAGCGAUACGCCUCGACUCCCUCAGUCAUUUCACUCGACUGUCGACGACAUGUCGUGUUGACCAUGUCGGUGCUCGGUGAACGUGCCUAGGACCCGUGCAGGACUGUGCAGCUGAACACACGAGCUGGAGCUAAUGUGCACGUUAGCCAGGCUGGAGUCUUGAGAAGCAGAGAGGGGCGGGCGGGCUAGCAGCGGACCAGCUAGCGCUAGGUAGCUGGCAAGCAAGCGGGACAUCGAGUGACAAGGUGGACAAAACCCACCACUCUUCUCAAUAUUAGACAUAAGCACCGUUUCCCGGCAAGUUAAGCGACUGUUUCCUGAAGUUCAGUCGGUAACAGACGUUAGCUAAAGAGCUAGCGACGCCAUAGACCUAGCUGCAGUCCAGCCGAGUAAACGGAAGAAGACUUGGAGCUAAGCUAACAUCAAGGGCUGCUCUGCUGAUAAACUGGAGCUGGCAUCGUCAAACAUCCUGAGUCCACCAUCAGGCUGCUGGGCCUGACGAAGAAGCAGGAUGUCUGAGGGAGAGAGCAAGCAGGCCCCGGACUCUGUCCUGGAAAUGAAGCCGGAGUCUGUGGCUGCUGCGUCCAUGGGUCAAGGUGUGUCAUCUGUGUCCCCGCCUGUGUCCGUGGUGGCACAGCCUCCCCCCACGGCGGCCACAGAGGAUGAGGAGGAGGAGAGCGAGGACGAGUCAGAGAUUCUGGAGGAGAGCCCAUGUGGACGUUGGCAGAAGCGCAGAGAAGAGGUGAAUCAGCGCAACGUUCCCGGGAUUGAUAAUGCUUACUUAGCCAUGGACACCGAGGAGGGAGUUGAAGUGGUUUGGAAUGAGGUCAUGUUCUCAGAAAGGAAGAACUUCAAGCUGCAGGAGGAAAAAGUCAAAGCGGUUUUUGACAAUUUGAUCCAGCUGGAGCAUUUGAACAUUGUGAAGUUUCACAAAUAUUGGGCUGACGUCAAGGAGAACAGAGCUAGGGUCAUUUUCAUCACUGAAUACAUGUCCUCAGGAAGUCUGAAACAGUUUUUGAAAAAGACCAAGAAAAACCACAAGACCAUGAAUGAAAAGGCCUGGAAACGCUGGUGCAUACAAAUACUGUCUGCUCUCAGCUACCUGCACUCGUGUGAACCUCCAAUAAUCCAUGGCAACUUGACCUGUGACACCAUCUUCAUCCAGCACAAUGGCCUCAUCAAGAUCGGCUCAGUGGCUCCAGACACGAUUAACAACCACGUCAAAACGUGUCGGGAGGAGCAGAAGAGCCUACAUUUUUUUGCUCCAGAGUAUGGAGCUGUCGCCGACGUCACCACAGCUGUGGAUAUCUAUUCCUUUGGAAUGUGCGCCUUAGAGAUGGCUGUGUUGGAAAUUCAGAGUAAUGGAGAUUCGUCUUACGUGUCCCAAGAAGCCAUAAACAGUGCCAUUCAGUCCUUAGAGGAUCCCUUACAGCGGGAAUUUAUCCAGAAGUGUCUGGAGGUUGAUCCCAGUAAGCGUCCCACAGCCAAGGAGCUGUUGUUUCACCAGGCCUUGUUUGAGGUGCCCUUACUCAAGCUGCUGGCUGCGCACUGCAUCGUCAGCCACCAGCAUAUGAUUCCCGAAAAUGCGUUAGAGGAGAUGACGAAGAACAUGGAUCCCAACUUGGUGAUUGUUGAGGCCAAGGAGGGAGUGCAGCUGAAACUCUCCCAGUUUCCUGCCCUCGAGCUGGACAAGUUCCUGGAAGAUGUGAGGAAUGGGAUCUACCCUCUGACUGCGUUCGGGAUGCCUUGCCCACAGCAGCCCCAGCAGGAGGCAGUGAAAUCCCCCAUAGUGCCCCCCUCAGUCAAAACCCCAACCCCUGAACCUGCAGAGCUGGAGACCAGGAAGGUCCUUCAGAUGCAGUGUAAUAUCGAGCCUGUUGACGAGGGGACCAAGCAUCAUCUUACACUGCUGUUGAAACUUGAGGAUAAGCUGAACAGGCAUUUGAGUUGUGAUUUGUUACCAAAUGAGAAUGUGCAGGAGCUGGCUGUGGAGCUUGUUCAGCUGGGAUUCAUCAGUGAGGGCGAUCAGCCGCGACUGGCAUCAGUUCUCGAAGAGGCCUUCUCCAAGUUCUACAGCCGGAACGGAUCUCUCAAUCCGGUCACGGUUUCCUCAUAGCAGAGGAGUCAGCAGGCCUUCCUCCUACCCUCCUCAUCCUCUCACACAGGACUUGCCGUCGCUCCACCUUCGACUUGCGGGAAAGCUUUGCGAGGACAAAGGAGGAAGCUUUGGUCUGAGCUCAGAUCGGACCGCUCUGCAGCCUGUCGUCGCAUCUUCUGGUGGGAAAAGCUACCACUAAGUGGUCAUCGCUUUCAUAUGUGUUUUCUCUCCCACCUAGUACAGCCAUCUGCUUCUCUCUUUUAAAAGAGGAAAACAACAUAGUUGCAACUUAAAGGAAAAUACUAACAGUUUCCCUUUUUGGCUCGUUUCCUUCAGUUCUGAAUUAGCGGAAAAGUGAGAGGAGUGAGCGAACAAAACUGGGUAACAGCAGUAUUUUCCUUAAGUCAGUAUUAAAACUGUAUUUUAAACAUUUUACUUCAAACUGUUACAUAGUUGUCUAUAUGAAAACAAAUCUUCUGUCCCCGGCAAUACUGAAGUGUAUGUGUUACGGUGUUGUAUGGUCCUUUUCACUUUCUCUUUGUGGUGAGCGAGGCAUCUUCCUACCUUGUAUCAGUUGUUGAAGACUCUUCAGCGCAUCAAGCUCCUCAUGCAGUUGAUGCAACGUCAGUUUUAUUUCCAGCUUUUUGUCAGUCUCUGAAUUAUGUAAGUAGUAGUCAUGAUACAGUAGUGACACAAUCUGAAGAGGCGAGCAACAGCUACGGUUAAAUACAGAAAAUAACUAUUUAUUUGUCUAUCUUUCUUGAGUGUGUACUGUAUUUCACUACCAGCACUAAGGCAGGUGGUUUGUUUGAAUGUAUGCUCUGACUUGCUUUUGUUCCUUUUAAAUCAUUUACUGUUAUUUUCUAUGAAAAGAGGUAUUGUCACUUGACUGGUCCAACUACUACUGUAGCUUCUGAUUUUUGAGUAGUCCAUGGCAGCGCCUGCCUGUUAGGCUUAGGUGAUCAAUUAAAAGUUUUCUAUCAGUGCCAUUUCACACAGGAGAGGCCGCUUACAUCCUUGUAAAGACGCCUUGUCCUGUAAGCAAAUGACUCGAUUGGUUUGCCAACAAAACACGGGGAGUUCUCGACAUAAUGAAAUCUAAAUUGAUAUAAGCUAAAGAAAUCGAUGACCUUGAUUUUGAAUUUGGUUCAGUUCUCUUGUCAACAACGGUGAAGGUAGAUGCAAAUAUUUUAAUAUACAGUGACCUGCUGAGAAGUGUAAAUGGUUUUGUCAGUCUAGGCCUGUCAGUAUUUGGAUUUUCUGGCUUUUUAUUUUUAGUUCCCUUUUGUGGCUGAAGCACUCCCUGUGACACCAGAGGUAGAUCUUGUGCCGGCCACUACGAUAAUCUAAUCUGUUUUCACCACCUUAAUCUGUCAACUCUUGAGAUCUCUCUGCUAGUUUGCACUACUGUACACUUUUAUAUAAUUUAACUCGUCUUGGAAAUGUUGUCCUGUUGCCUCCGACUUCGUGAGACCAGCAGUGGAGGAGCGUUUGACGAUUGGGAAAUGGGCGUCUGUAAACCUCUCUUCAGUGAUCCAGUUUUUUGUCCAUUCUAUGCUGUGACGAUUUAUUUUUUACAGGGUCUGUGGAUACUGCAAGAUACAAGUGUGGGACUGCCUGGCAUGCUUGUAACCAUCUUGUACACUGUAUGCUGGACACUGUACUCUGUUUCUGCAAUGCAUUUACCCCCUUUUUCACUUCCUGAAAUAAAAAUGUACACUAUCAGCACUUAA